AUGUCCGUUGAGGAGUUCCUAGAAAGUACACUGUGGAGUCAGGGUCCCAGUUGGUUAACCUUCCCACGCGCAAAUUGGCCUGCCGGAAAGCCACCUAGUGUUCCAGAAAAUAUACUUGAAAUCCCACAGGUGUCAGCAGUGGUCCUUUCAGCUUCGACAGUCAAUCCUAUCUUCCUUCGAUGGUCAUCAUAUACUCGACUUCUACAUAUUAUAGGACACUGCCUGCGCUUCAUUAAAAACAUCCGCGUCAAUGCCAGAACACAGCCUCCCCCCGGUUCACAUCCAGCACUACGAGCCUUAAUGGUAAAACAACUAGCACAAGCCAAAAUGGCGUUAAUUAAACUUGCACAAAAUGACGCCUUUGACUCAGAGCUGAAUGACUUGAAGGAAGGAAAAACGGUAGAUAAACGCUCCAAGAUACGUCGAAUGAGUCCGUUUCUAGACCGAGAGGGGGUAUUGAGGGUUGGAGGGCGACUUAAACUAGCUCAACUGCCAUACCAAGCCAAACAUCCUGCCAUACUUCCCAGCUUUCAUCCUUUCUCUCUACUAAUUGCCCAUCACUACCACCAUCAAAUGCUACACGCCGGAGGACGGUUACUAUUAAAUGCCAUUCGUGAUGAAUUUUGGCCACUUCAGGGCCGCAAGCUAGCUCACAACGCAUGUAUGCGCUGCACUCGCCUUGACCCGAUAUCGGCACAGCAGCAAGUUGGACAACUACCUGCGCAUAGAGUCAUUCCCAGUAGCCCGUUUAACGUCAUGGGAGUCGAUUACGCUGGUCCGUUUUAUCUACGACCGGUACACAAGCGCGCUGCUCCUGCGAAAGCUUAUCUGCGCCUGUUUGUUUGUUUCGCAACCAAAGCCGUACACUUGGAACUUGUUAGCGACCUGUCUACCGAAGGUUUCCUGCUAGCGCUACGACGAUUCAUUGCUCACCGCGGCCGCCCUGCUCACAUUCACUCCGACAAUGGCAAGAAUUUCGAAGGGGCCAAAAAUAAGUUAAAUGAGCUGUUUGAUUUGCUGCGGAAAAGUGAGGAGACCGAGAAAAUCGUUUCGACCUGUGCUACUGAGGGGAUUACUUGGCAUCUAAAUCCACCGAAAGCGCCACACUUCGGCGGCCUCUGGGAGGCGGCUGUGAAGGUGGCAAAGCAGCAUCUGAACCGCCAGCUCGGAUCAACCCGUGUAUCCUUUGAACACCUUACCACCAUCUUGGCCCAAAUUGAGUCGUUGAUAAACUCCCGACCGCUUUUACCAAUGUCCGAAGACCCGAACAAUUUGGCUGCGCUCACGCCCGGUCAUUUCCGCACAGGAUCCAGUCUAUUAGCCCUGCCCGACCCAGACCAUCGAGAUAUUCCGGAAAAUCGACUUGACCAUUUUCAAAAACUACAGCUGCACGUCCAAAAGUUUUGGAGUCACUGGCGCACAGAGUACCUUCAAGAAAUGCAGGAUACCACGAUGAACGUCCGGAAUGAUAAGUUGCUGCCUGGCCGAUUAGUUAUAGUCGUCGACGAGCUACAACCUCCGAUCCGUUGGGCUUUAGCACGCAUCCUGACCACUUCACCAGGUCCUGACGGAUUGAUAAGAGUCGUCUCACUACGCACCGCACGGGGGGUUAUCACCCGCCCCAUAACCAAAAUAUGCUUGCUUCCGGAGGAAUACAUCAUGCAAAAUAUAACAAAAUCAUGUAGAGUGGCCCGCUCGGAGGAUGCAAUUAAUGAAUGCUGGCAGGAAAUCAGUAACGGUGUGGCAAUUAAGACAGCAUGUUGCCAGCUCGGUAUUCCCAGAUCGACGAUCAAGUUUCGGCUAAGCAAUUGGCCUUGCCAGCGUUGA
Sabethes cyaneus is the source of this 1827-nucleotide messenger RNA. RefSeq lists its product as uncharacterized. The transcript has 2 exons. The coding region runs from base 1 to 1827 and encodes 608 amino acids. Gene Ontology annotation, biological process: DNA integration. The record is from RefSeq and is a predicted model, not a curated record. NCBI's taxonomy places the organism in Eukaryota, Metazoa, Arthropoda, Insecta, Diptera, Culicidae. Gene Ontology annotation, molecular function: nucleic acid binding.